GAGCUACGACAGCCCCAGACGCAGCGCAAGAGUUGCAGACGGGCGCAGACGCGGCACAUGUUUGUCCCCAGGAAGCGGAGGCUGCGGCGGAAACUCCUCACUCAGCUGAGGACCGAGGCGCUAUAGCAGCCCCAGAAGCAGCGCAAGAUGCGGAGAUGGGCGCAGACGCUGCAUACCCCUCUUUGCUGGAACUGGACGCUGCCGGGGAAGCUCCUCAGCCAACUGAAGCAGGCAUCGCGCAAGGCGAUGAAGCUCCUCAGGAGGCAAGAGCAGAAGCACUGGCGGAAGAAGCAACUGACGAGCCUGACGAGGCAGCUGAGGCUGCCUUAGACCUUGCGGCAGAGGAGCAGCUACGGGCUUCGGCGGCAGCAAGUCUGCAGGCGGCUGCAGCAGCCGCACCAACAUUGCCAUCACCAGCACCAGAGGAGGAGGCAGAGGACUAUGCAGCGUCAGCGGCCGCAUUGGCGGCGGCCGUCAUGGAACUCGCGGAGAGCUUCCAGGAAGGAGAUGAUCCGGGCCCAUUGAUGCUCGCGGUGGAUCGUGCAGAGGGAGUGCUGGAGGCUCUGGCUGGCGAGGAGGUGACCGAGGAUGUCCCCGAAGUAGCUGCGGAGGAGGAGGUUGUGGAUGGCUUUGCAGCGUUGGCAAAGGCUUUAGCGGAGGCCGAACGUGAGGAGGCCGAGGCAGCGGCGGCGGCAGCCGUUGUGGUCGUCGAUGCUGACGCACCGGUGCCGCGAAAGCGUCGGCGUUUCUGA
Symbiodinium pilosum is the source of this 752-nucleotide messenger RNA. Lineage: Eukaryota; Dinophyceae; Suessiales; Symbiodiniaceae. The record is from the annotation of a GenBank genome assembly.